Grammomys surdaster is the source of this 1554-nucleotide messenger RNA. RefSeq names its product mitochondrial ribosomal protein L45 (gene Mrpl45). Lineage: Eukaryota; Metazoa; Chordata; Mammalia; Rodentia; Muridae. Bases 131 to 1051 code for a protein of 306 amino acids. The record is from RefSeq and is a predicted model, not a curated record. Gene Ontology annotation, cellular component: mitochondrion. The transcript has 8 exons.
UCACCUUUCGGCCGAGGGCGCGCGCCCUGGAAAAUUCCACUCCCGAGCUCGCUCCACCCUUUCUGCGCUUUUUCUCUGGCUCAGUGCUCUGCAGCUCGACUAGCAUCCCGGCGGCCUUUGCGUGAGCAAAAUGGCAGCCCCCAUACCUCGGUGCUUGUCCUCCUUAUCCAGGACUUUGGGAUGGUGGUCUCGGCAGCCUAUUCUGGUGACUUGGUCCACAGCUGUAGUUCCAGUUAAAAACAAAAGCCGUUUCAGACCCCCGACUUCUGAACCCAAGUACAGAACAGAGAAGGAGUUUUUGGAAUAUGCCAGGAAAGCGGGAUUGGUUAUUCCACAGGAACGGUUGGAGCGUCCUAUACACUUGGCCUGUACAGCUGGUAUAUUUGAUCCCUAUGUUCCACCAGAGGGUGAUGCUCGAAUGUCGUUUCUUUCAAAGGAAGGACUGACGCAGAGAACUGAGCGAUUACGAAGGAACGUGGCAUCACAGCUGGCAAUUCGAAAGAUAAAAGAAUUUGAUGCUAAUUUUAAAACAAAAGACUUCCCUGAAAUAGCUAAGGAUAUUUUCAUCGAAGCUCAUCUUUGUCUAAACAACUCAGACCAUGACCGGCUUCAUACCUUGGUAACUGAGCACUGUUUUCCGGACAUGGUCUGGGACCUCAAGUACAAGACUGUGCGCUGGAGCUUUGUGGAAUCUCUAGAGCCAGCCCAAGUGGUUCAUGUCCGUUCCUCAGGUCUAGUGAACCAGAGCAACAUGUAUGGCCAGGUCACCGUGCGCCUGCACACUCGGCAGACUUUGGCCAUUUAUGAUCGGUUUGGCAGAUUGAUGUAUGGACAGGAAGAUGUGCCCAAGGAUGUCCUGGAGUAUGUGGUGUUUGAAAGACACUUGAUGAACCCAUAUGGGAGCUGGAGAAUGCAUGCCAAGAUUGUGCCCCCGUGGGCACCUCCUAAGCAGCCCAUCCUCAAGACCUUGAUGAUUCCUGGUCCUCAGUUGAAACCCUGGGAGGAGUACGAAGAGACACAAGGGGGCACCCAUAAGCCUCAGCAAGCCUGAUGGCGUGAGUGUGAGUGACUCCUGAGGAGCUGGCAGUGGUGGGUGGCAUACACCUAAUCCCAGCACUCAGAAGGCAGAGCCAGGUGGAUCUCUGUGAGUUCAAGGCCAGCCUGAUCUACAGAGCAAGUUGCAGGACAACCAGAGCUACAGAGAACCCUGUCUCAGAAAAAAAAAAAAAGAAAAAGACUCCUGAGGGUGCCCGGUGGUGGGGCUGCAAAAUCAGCUCUACCCUGAGAGCGUCCCUUGCUCUGUCCUACCCUGCCUGGGUCAGCAGCCCGCAGCCCCUUACAGUCAUGGCCCAGGUGACUAGGAUGCCCAGCAUGGAGUAUCUUUUUACGACCAUAUUUAGCUUCUGAGGUGAAAUGAGAAGCAGCAGGAGAGAGAGUGAACACCAUACUGGGCUUUCCCCGCAGGAACUGUGGGAUCAGACCGACAGCUUUCUUUUUUCUAAUUAUAGGCCACGUCAGCAUUUGGAAUAAAAUACUGCCAAAGAGUUGAAUAAA